This is a messenger RNA of Cherax quadricarinatus, 1049 nucleotides long. RefSeq lists its product as uncharacterized. NCBI's taxonomy places the organism in Eukaryota, Metazoa, Arthropoda, Malacostraca, Decapoda, Parastacidae. The record is from RefSeq and is a predicted model, not a curated record. Gene Ontology annotation, cellular component: centriole. Gene Ontology annotation, molecular function: phosphatase binding. Gene Ontology annotation, biological process: positive regulation of centriole elongation; negative regulation of phosphatase activity; positive regulation of cilium assembly.
GAAGAACCACCUUACUUACUUACGUAGAUUUAACCAAGUUUAAUUCGAUCAGUCACCUUGAUGUGUUGUCUUUGGAGUACCUACAGUUAGUGGCCAGGCUUCAAACACAUUCUAUUGUACAUCAAUAAAUGAGUGGAAUAGACUGCCUGUACAUGUCAAAGCCUGUCAUAGCAGGAGCCAGGUCAAGAAGACAGCCAAAAGAUACUGUGAAUCAUCCAGUUCAAGAAGAAAUUGAGUGCAUCCAUUUUAAAUGGACAGAAGCAAGAAAAGAAAUAUGAAGAUUGUAAAAGGAGGGGAAAGACACAUUUAUGCAGAGGUGGAUGCCAACAACGAAAAUAUUACAGAUGAAGCUCUCCCAAGAUUGGAAGCACUGCAGAAGCGAACAAAUGAUCAGCCCAUUGUAUUAGCAAACACUGAAAUGAGAAGCUUCCCAGUUGUUCCAAAAAUUAGUCAGGAAUUAAAAGCUCUUGCUGCCCAAAAGAAAAACAUUGCCUGUUGUGACAGAAGAGACAAGAGAAAACUGGGUGGCAUUCAGAUGGCUUCAUUGCCAGAGAGUGCCUCAAAUAUUUAUGGAGCUCCAGAAAUUCAUUCAACCCUUCGUGUUGGUGAGGCUUUGUUAAAUGCUCGACAAGAGAAGCCAAAUUUAUCGCUACUCGUAAAAAACAAAUUAGACUCGCCCAAUACAUCUUCAAAGAUUAAAAGACAGACUGCUAAACAAGUUAAUGUAUCAGAAUCAAAAGCCAUAUUCCAUGAGUUGGUGUCUGUUGAUGUCAGUGAAGAAGAAGUAGCAAAACAGCUCAAGGAUUUGCUCAAUUUAAGGGCAGCAACAGUACGGCCUGCAUCAAGACCUCGGGAUUCUGAACCACAGUUAAUCGAUAUCUUUGACCCAGAAGAAUACGUGACUACAACAACAGCUACUAAUAUAAAGGUUCGCAUUCCUUUUAGUAGUGUUAAACCACAGACUGUACAUAGGGAAGAGCUUUGCCAGUUAUAUAAUGAACUAUAUUAAGAUAAUAUGUUCAUCUACAUUAAAAUGUUUUUGCAGUCCU